AAUGAACCUUUUAACACCAAAAACUACAUCCAUUCUUUGAGUAGCACUUGCAAUUAAGUAAAAACAUAGUGCAUGUCUUCUUCUCUUUUGGUCAACUGAAAAUGGUGAUAACACCUUGUUCUUCUUUAUUUCAGUAGGAAUCUUUAGAAUUUUUAUGUGUUUUUUUUUUUUUUUGCAGCUUAUUGCUUUAUUAUUUCCUUAAUUAAUAUACAUUGCAAUGUGAUCAAUAUAGCUUUAAAUAUUUCCACUGGAGUUCUUGAAAAUUGGUCGACUUAAAACUUGUCUUCACAUCCAUCUCCGUUUCAUCCAAAAUUUCUCUCUAUAUAUUUGUGCAUGCAUUUUCUUGACUUCAUCCACAAACAAGAAAAAUAUUACUUCUUUGAAUCCUCAAUUAAACUCAAAAAAGAGAGAUAUGAUGAGAAUCAUGGUAGCAUUGGUUCUGGCAAUUGUGGUCAUGAACAUGGCCUCAUUAGGCCAUGCCCUUCCGGACGACCAAAGUCCGGCCGCCGUCGAAAAAUGGUUCCAGCAGCUUCCCAAUGCAGUCCCUAAGCUGACAAAACUCCACUUCUAUCUUCACAACAUCGUCAGCAAGAAGCCUCCGGCGAGUACUCCGAUCGCUCAGGCGGCCUCCACGGCCACGUCGCCGACGAAGUUCGGCCUAGUCACCAUACUAGACGGUCCGUUAGCCAAGAAACCAUUCUCACCAAACGUCAUUGGAUAUGCUCAGGGGCUAUUCACUUUGUCGUCGCAGGAAGAAAUGAGUACACUUAUCACGGUAAAUUUUGUUUUCACCGCGGGUAAAUACAAAGGCAGCACUCUCAGCGUCUUGGGACGUAACGUGGUGUUCGCCCCCAUCAGGGAGUUCCCCAUCAUUGGCGGUUCCGGCGAUUUCCGGCUGGCGCGUGGAGUCGGCACGUGUACUACAAACUACCUGAACACCACCACCGGAGAUGAUAUUCUCGACGUUAAUUUCGUAUUCUACCGUUACGUUCUUCCUGGUCAGGAGGACUUUGACUCCGAUGCUGAGGAAGAAUGAGCAUUUGUUGCCUUAUCGAAUCCGGUUUCUUAGUUUUAUGCUUUUCGCUUUUGUAGUGUUGAUUUCAUGCUUUUCAUACUACUGUGUACAACUUGUUUCCCUUGUGAAAUCAAUAAAGUUGUUGUUUUUGGCCAUCGGUACUUACUUCCGGCGUCGUCUUCCAUGAACUUCGAUCGGUCAGAAAAAGGAAGAAGCUCAAAGGGUUAUAAACCAUGCAUUUUUAUCUAAAUUCUUUCCGUG
This is a messenger RNA of Oldenlandia corymbosa var. corymbosa, 1276 nucleotides long. The record is from the annotation of a GenBank genome assembly. NCBI's taxonomy places the organism in Eukaryota, Viridiplantae, Streptophyta, Magnoliopsida, Gentianales, Rubiaceae.